AUGUCUUUCCUUGGCUCAUACUCAUGCUCUGAUGCUCCUGUCCCAACUUUUUUGAGUAUUAUCACUGCUAUCGUGGACUCCAUCCUCACCAUUACAGCCGUCACUGGCAACCUCUUGGUACUUCUUGCUUUCCUACUUGAUCCAAAUCGUAAUCUGCGAUCCCGCUUUAACUAUUUCGUGGCCAAUUUGGCUGCUGCGGAUUUCAUAUUAGGAUGUUGUGGACUCCCUCUGUCGGUAGAAUAUCAUGUUCGAGAGUCACGAUCGUUGAAAGUUGAAGCCUUCGAUAGCAAUCUUCCCCGGGAUCAUGCAAGGAGGAUCAUCAUAUUAAUUUCGUGUACAGCUUCAUUACUGAGCUUAGCAGCUUUGACAAUAGAUAGAUUCAUUGCUAUAAACGAUCCCCUGGGGUACAGGACUGGGAUGAAUACUAAACAAGCUGUCAUCGUUUCUUUUCUCAUUUGGUUCAUAUCAAGUUGGCUUUCAUUUCUUUAUUUUUACGUGGGCUAUUUAAACUGUCGAUUUUUCGUCGCUAAUCUAGCUGUUAUAGCUACUUUUGCUGUGUUGUGCCUGAAUUAUUUCAAAGUAUUGAAACAUUUUAAAGUUCAAGCUGAUACUUGGGAUGUUUUGCACGAUGGCCAAAACCGCGACAACUUAGCGAAAAUGAGAGCGGUUAAACGGCAGAAGAAGAUUACCCAAACUUUAGUGAUCACGAUGGUGCUAUUUACUUGCUGUUUUUUUCCAGCACUGAUAUUCAUUUACGUGAUCAGCUUUUGUGCAAGUUGUUCAUGUAUUUUUAUACAUUGGGCAAGGGAUUUAAACGGCAUUUUGAUUAAAGGAAACUCAAGCCUGAACCCUUAUGUCUUUGCUUGGAGACUGAAACGUUAUCGAACUGCUAUCGCCAGGAUUCUAAGAUGUGGAAAAACUUUGCAAAACAAAAAUUGA
Messenger RNA from Pocillopora damicornis (cauliflower coral), 939 nucleotides. Its product is annotated as histamine H2 receptor-like. Gene Ontology annotation, biological process: G protein-coupled receptor signaling pathway. Lineage: Eukaryota; Metazoa; Cnidaria; Anthozoa; Scleractinia; Pocilloporidae. Gene Ontology annotation, molecular function: G protein-coupled receptor activity. The record is from RefSeq and is a predicted model, not a curated record. Gene Ontology annotation, cellular component: plasma membrane.